Molecule: messenger RNA, 1604 nt
Organism: Diabrotica balteata
Lineage: Eukaryota; Metazoa; Arthropoda; Insecta; Coleoptera; Chrysomelidae
Source: the annotation of a GenBank genome assembly
GGAAUGUUCUUUGGUUAAUUUGUAGGUCAGUGAGUUGGAAAAAAUGGAGAGUUAUGGCCAUAGGAAAGUGUUUUGGUCUUCUGUUUCGGUUAACUUGAUGGCACUGAUUACUGGAAUUGGUUAUUCCUGGUCAUCACCAUGUAUCCCAAAGUUAAACGGAAGCAUUGACCCUGACCAUAACCCCUAGGACGACCAGCUACCUUACAGGAAAUAUCUUGGAUUACUUCUCUGCAUGCCCUAGGAUCUUUAUGCGGACCUUUAUUUACAGGAGUGGUGUCCAGAAAACUGGGAAAAAAGUUAACUUUGAUAAUAUUUUCUCUGCCACAGGUUGCCUCCAGCAUAAUUCUUAUAUUUGCAUACAAUGUUACACAUUUUUAUAUCUCAAGGUUUUUGCUUGGAAUUGGAACUGGAUGUGUGUUUUCUGUAAUUCCGUCCUACAUAGGAGAAAUAUCGCCUACGUACAUGAGGGGAAGAACUAGUAUGCUUAACUCGGUUCUGCUAACGGCAGGCCAAACUUUGGUGCUGAUAAUUGGACCAUUUGUGACAAUAAGAACAAUUGCUGUACUGACUCUUCUAGUUUCAAUAGUAUUUUUAUUUACUUGUAUUUGUUAUGUGCCCGAAAGUCCAUACUUUUAUGUAAUGAACGGAAAAGUGGAAGAAGCUAAGAAAACGUUGAGCAGUUGGGGUAGGCGGGAAAGUUUAGAUAAAGAGUUACUUGAAAUAACAACAAUUUGUGAGCAAUCAGCAACGGAACAAAGCUUCAAAGCGAUCUUUAGUUUGAAAAUUUUAAAAAAGUGUUUGGUGAUUUCUCUAGGAUUAGUGACCUUACAAUCUUUGGUUGGAAAUCCAGCAAUAGUAGCGUACCAGCAAACUAUUAUAGACACUUCUAAAAAUAACUAUAUCUCAGGUGAUACUAGUGUUAUGAUCAUAAGUAUAAUGCAACUAAUAGGUACAUACUUAAGUACUGGCCUAGUAGAUAAAUGGGGAAGAAAGCAGCUGCUUUUUGUCUCUUAUGUGGGGUUGUUAAUUUCUUUAGCUGGCUUGGGGGCAUAUUUUUACUUUUUUAAUUUACAAUAUAACUUAGAUAGAUUUUUUUGGGUACCUUUUGCCAGCGUACUAAUGUAUAUAGUGUUCUACAAAGUGGGUGCUGGACCUCUACCAUGGACACUAAGUGGUGAGAUCUUUCCUCCAUCAUUUAAACCUCUUUUAAGUACUUUAACUGCCCUAGUCAUGACCACAGUAAACUUUUUAGUUACCCUUGUUUUCCCGUAUAUGUCUGUUUAUCUGGGAAUGGCUUGGAGUAUGUGGAUUUUUGCAGCAUUUUCAAUAUUCUCGCUGUUUUAUAUUGCUCUUUAUUUGCCAGAAACUAAAGGAAAAAGUCUCGUUGAAAUACAAAGGAUGCUCUUAGAAGGAAGAAAAAGAAACUUUGAAUUUGUUGGGGACCAACUCAUUAGUUUAGAAGAGCAAAAACUAAAUGGUUUUGACCAAUAACAAUAUCUAGUUACCUGAAUUAUUAUUUAAUUUAUUUAUUUUUGUAAAACAAUUUAAGUAUAUUUUAUAAAGAAAAUAAAAUUCUUAUUACGGGCUGUAAAUUAAAAAGUUCC